AAUAAUCGUUAUCAUUGCACAUAAAAAUUACAGCAGAUAAUCAGCCACCACUUUGAAGCGUGCAUGCGCACUAACCCACCAUUUGUCUCUCCUCCUUUGCCUCUCCCAUCAAUAUCCCUAGCAAGCCAGAAUAAGUAUAAAAACACAACACCAGAAUAAGUAGGAAAACCCCUUCUUUUUAUCUCUCUCCUCUUUCCGGCUUCAAUCCUUCUUGUUUCCCUCCCUCCUCAUCUCAUGCAGACGCAAAGGAAUUAAAGAAAGGUGUACAGAGGGUUUUCUUUUUUAGAGAGAACACAGAGCUAUAACAAGAGAACACAUGCGCGCAGAACAUGAAACCAAAACCACCCAUGCUCGUAUACUUCGUUAUCUCCCUCAUCCUCUCCCUCCCCCUCCUUUUCUUCUUCUUCUGCUUCAAAACCAACACCUACACACCACCCGGAAACCCCAACUCUGACCUAAAGAUCCGGCCCGGGUACACCACGUACAAAACCUACAUACAACGUCAACUAAACAAGACCCUCAAUCCAAAACUGAGAAAAAUAUGGACAACCCGUGAUUGGGACCGCAAAAUCCAAGUCUUUGCUGACUUCUUCCAAGUUUUGAAACAAGAAAACCUUCUCUUCAACGAAUCCAAGGCCUUGUGUAUCGGUGCCCGUGUAGGGCAAGAGGUCGAGGCCUUACGACGCAUCGGCGUAUCAGACUCCGUUGGUAUGGACCUGGUGCCGUAUCCACCCCUCGUUGUAGAGGGUGAUUUCCAUCGCCAGCCGUUCGAUGAUGGGACUUUUGACUUUGAGUUCUCAAACGUGUUUGAUCACGCUCUGUUUCCGGACAAGUUCGUUGGAGAGAUCGAACGGACGUUGAAGCCUGGCGGGAUAUGUGUCUUACACGUGGCGCUUUCUAGAAGGGCUGAUAAGUACUCGGCUAAUGAUUUGUACAGUGUUAAACCGUUGGUUAAUUUGUUUACGAAUUCUAAGGUUGUUCGUGUCCGGAAAGUUGAUGGGUUUGGGUUGGAUACAGAAGUGGUGUUUAGGAAGAUCGAAAAACAAGAUCAGGAGAUGAUCCGAGGAUCCCGAUGAUUUCGUUUCUUUUCCCCCCUACGAUUUGCUUUCUUUGAAUGAAUUAUUAUCAAUCAUUAUUUCUUAA
Messenger RNA from Populus trichocarpa (black cottonwood), 1143 nucleotides. RefSeq lists its product as uncharacterized. The transcript has a single exon. The record is from RefSeq and is a predicted model, not a curated record. Gene Ontology annotation, molecular function: S-adenosylmethionine-dependent methyltransferase activity. Lineage: Eukaryota; Viridiplantae; Streptophyta; Magnoliopsida; Malpighiales; Salicaceae. The coding region runs from base 330 to 1076 and encodes 248 amino acids.